This is a messenger RNA of Miniopterus natalensis, 635 nucleotides long. It is a transcript of the gene NUDT16, whose product is annotated as nudix hydrolase 16. Lineage: Eukaryota; Metazoa; Chordata; Mammalia; Chiroptera; Miniopteridae. The record is from RefSeq and is a predicted model, not a curated record. Gene Ontology annotation, molecular function: snoRNA binding; phosphodiesterase decapping endonuclease activity. Gene Ontology annotation, biological process: mRNA catabolic process; sno(s)RNA catabolic process. Gene Ontology annotation, cellular component: nucleus.
AUGGCCGGGGUCCGCAGGCUGGAGCUGGAGGAGGCGCUGGCGCUGGGGCCCAACUGGCGGCACGCGUGCCACGCUCUGCUCUACGCGCCCGACCCCGGGCUGCUCUUCCGCCGCAUCCCGCUGCGUUACGCUGUCCUGAUGCAGAUGCGCUUUGACGGACGUUUGGGCUUCCCCGGCGGUUUCGUGAAUUUGCGGGAUGGCAGCCUGGAGGAUGGGCUGAACCGCGAGCUGAGCGAGGAGCUGGGCGAGGCCGCGGCCGCCUUCCGCGUGGAGCGCGCCGACUACCGCAGCUCGCACGCGUCCUCCAGCCCGCAGGUCGUGGCCCAUUUCUAUGCGAAGCCUCUGACCCUGGAGCAGCUGACUGCGGUGGAGAGAGGCGCCCCGCACGCCCCGGACCACGGGCUGGAGGUGCUGGGCCUGGUGCGGGUGCCCCUGUAUACGCUGCGGGAUGGUGUGGGAGGCCUGCCUGCCUUCCUGGAGAAUACCUUUAUUGGAACUGCACGGGAGCAGCUGCUGGAGGCCCUCCGGGACUUGGGAUUGCUGGAAUCUGACUCUGUUUUCAAGCUUUAAGAUCUCAGCUCUGAAACAGACUGAGGGAAUCUCAGAGGGAAGGCGGGGGUGGGGGAGUGAGUGGG